Molecule: messenger RNA, 1746 nt
Organism: Arabis nemorensis
Lineage: Eukaryota; Viridiplantae; Streptophyta; Magnoliopsida; Brassicales; Brassicaceae
Source: the annotation of a GenBank genome assembly
AUGGAGUUUGUGCUUUGUCGGAAGACGAUGACUAGAUUCAUGUUGGUUCUAAUCGUAUGGCUCGUAGCCAUAGACGCAAGAAGCACUAACCACGAGCUAGAGCGACUGUUCAACGUUGAGAAGCUAGAGAUGUUUGUAGACGAGCUUCCUCAGAUACCAACUCUACAUGGCUUUCACUUUGUAAAUGGCUUACUCAAACCCAAAUCUCUUACAAUCGGCAUGUUCUUCAAGAAAUGGAAAUUCCACAGAGAUUUGCCUGCCACGCCAGUGUUCGCAUACGGUGCUUCGAAGCGUACCGCAACAGUCCCUGGACCUACAAUCGAAGCCGUUUAUGGCGUUGACACUUACGUGACGUGGCGCAAUCACCUCCCUUCAUCUCACAUACUUCCUUGGGACCCAACAAUCUCCCCGGCGAUCCCCAAACGCGGCGGCAUUCCCACGGUGGUUCACUUACACGGCGGAAUCCACGAACCGACGAGCGAUGGAAAUGCCGAUGCUUGGUUUACCGCCGGUUUUAAAGAAACCGGAAAGAAAUGGACCAAAACGAAGUCGCACUACGUUAACAAGCAACAACCUGGAAACAUGUGGUACCAUGACCAUGCAGCCGGUUUGACCCGAGUUAACCUUCUCGCCGGUUUGCUAGGUGCUUACAUUCUCCGCCACAACUCCCUUGAAUCUCCUCUCCGGUUACCUACCGGUCGCGAAUUCGACCGUCCGUUGAUCGCGUUUGACCGGAGUUUCGGUAGAGACGGUUCAAUCUACAUGAAUGCAACCGGAAACAACCCGUCGAUUCACCCGCAAUGGCAACCGGAGUAUUUUGGUGAUGCCAUCAUCGUGAACGGAAAAGCUUGGCCGCGAUUAACCGUUCGACGUCGAAAAUACCGGUUUCGAAUCACGAACGCUAGUAACGCUAGGUUUUUCCGGUUCUUCUUCUCCAACGGUCUAGAUAUAAUCGUGGUCGGUUCCGAUUCGGCUUAUCUAGCUAAACCGGUUUCGACCAAAUCGGUUCUCCUCGCUCCAUCGGAGAUAGUCGAUGUAGUCGUUGACUUUUCAAAGUCAACGUCGAAAACGACAAUACUCGCCAACAACGCACCUUAUCCUUACCCAUCGGGAGAUCCUGUCACGGAAGAGAACAGCAAAGUCAUGAAGUUUAUAAUCAAGGACGAAUCAGAAGCUGACACGUCGACUAUUCCGAAGAAACUGAUCAAGUAUCCGCCUGCUGACGUGUCAACCUCGGUCCGUACUCGUUACAUUGCAAUGUUCGAGUACGUGUCGAGCACGGACGAACCAACCCAUCUAUACAUCAAUGGCUUGCCUUAUUAUGCUCCCGUAACAGAAACUCCAAAAAUCGGCACAAGUGAGGUGUGGGAAGUGAUAAAUUUGACGAAAGAUAACCAUCCGUUGCACAUUCAUUUGGGAUUGUUCAAAGUGUUGGAGCAAACGGCAUUGGUGGAGAGUGAGAAGUUCACGGACUGCAUGACGGAGAAAAACGAUGCGGUCAAGUGCCAUAUCAACAAAUACGCACGUGGGAACAAGACCGCGGUGACGGCACACGAGCGAAGUUGGAAAAACGUAUUCAAGAUGAUGCCUGGACAUGUAACGAAGAUCCUUGUUAGAUUUUCUUACAUUCACGCCAAUGAAUCGUACUCAUUCGACGCGACUCAAAAACCAGGCUAUGUCUACCAUUGCCAUAUAUUGGAUCAUGAAGACAAUAUGAUGAUGAGACCAUUUGAGAUGGUCAAGUGA